Molecule: messenger RNA, 837 nt
Organism: Anthostomella pinea
Lineage: Eukaryota; Fungi; Ascomycota; Sordariomycetes; Xylariales; Xylariaceae
Source: the annotation of a GenBank genome assembly
AUGGCGUCCUCCACCAUCAUCUUCCCGCCCCAGAACUCCGAGGCCCAGGCCCGCUCAACCAUCUUCCCUCCCCAGAAACCCAAGGCCGCUUCUCAGGCCCCUUCUCUCCCUCAUUUCAGCAACGUCAACAAAGCCAUGAACAGCUCCCAGCAGCCGACCUCGAUACCAAUUCCGGUGUCUGCUCCAGCACCACCCAAGACCAGCAGCUCCCCCUCAACGAACCAACCCCAACACACAACCGGAAGCCACACCUCCUACCGCCGCCUGUCCGACGCCGAGUGGGUGCAGUUCUGCCACGGAAUCGGCGUCCUCAAGGACGACGAGAGCAAGGAGGUGAUCCGGCCCACCAGCGUCGUCUGGCCGCCCAAGGGCUUCAAGGACGGCCUGUUCCAGGACGUGCUCUUCGAGAAGUCCAAGUUCACCUACUGGUUCCACAUGCUCAGCACCGUCCGCUGGGUCAUGAUGCUGCUCCAGCUAGCCCUGAGUGCCGUGCUGACGGCCCUGGGCUCGGUGUCGAGGAAGGAUGGGACUGCGAUCACCGUAAUAGCCGCCAUCAACACGGGCGUAGCCGGCGUCCUGGCCAUGCUGCACAACAGCGGGCUGCCGGACCGGUACCGGUCGGACCGCAACGAGUACUACAAGAUCGAGGAGCACAUGAAGGAGAUCAUCGACACGGGCCUCGUGCCACAGGACCAGAGCACCAACGACGUCAUCGCCGGCUGUUUCGACAUGUUCCAGGCCGCCAAGCAGACGGUCCAGAGUAAUGUUCCGGCUUCGUACACCCCAUCUGCGAACGUGACCAACACCACCAUGAAGACGACUAUUCUGAAGAAGUAG